Messenger RNA from Oreochromis aureus, 6330 nucleotides. It is a transcript of the gene ttc39a, whose product is annotated as tetratricopeptide repeat domain 39A. Lineage: Eukaryota; Metazoa; Chordata; Actinopteri; Cichliformes; Cichlidae. Gene Ontology annotation, molecular function: protein binding. The transcript is spliced from 18 exons. The record is from RefSeq and is a predicted model, not a curated record. The coding region runs from base 2823 to 4538 and encodes 571 amino acids.
AUGUUGCACUUCUUGUACUUCAUUUAUGUUGCAUCAGUUUUGGUUGAGGUUCAUAAUUCUUAAAACAGGUUAAGUUUCAGCUUUGACUCUGGAUUAGUGAGCUGGAGGUUUAUUGUAUUUCAGUGUUUUCAUCUCUUCCUGCCUACAUCUGGGGAUUUUUGCAGGUGAGAAUAUUGACUAAUAGUCUGUGGCUUAUGGAGGUUGAAUACUCUGUAGUCGCUGCACCUUUACUCAUACAGAAAACCGGUAUGGCACUGUACCAACAGCUCUGGUUGGACUGGUUGGAUUCACUCAGUGGCCACUGGUGGAAGACAUGUGACUCUGCAGGAUUAACAGCAUAAAUGUGCACACAAUGUGCUUCAUUGUUUUCUCUUGGAUUUUAUUAUUGAUCUUUAUAUUAAAGUAUCAUCUGUGGACAAUCAAUUAGAAAAUAUGGUAAAAUAAGUUAAUCAUUGUAUGCUAAUUGCUAAUGUUUAUAUAAUGCUGUUUAUAGCUUCGGUUGCAUUAUUUCGUCAGUAUGUGUUUGUGUAUUGUUGCUGACAACAAAGAGCAUUUCUUAAAGUCACCUGAGUUUUACACAGAGACGGACCAGUGAGAGGAGCUGUUUCUGUUAGCAGGGAGCUCAGCUGCCUGCUGGUCAUAUGGUGAACACAGCAGUCACCCGCAUGUCAUUAGCAGAGCUGCACCAGUAUGUAUGCUUCUUUCUAUCAUGCUGCUGGUGGUGUGUGUAUGUAUGAAGUGAGUUUAUGGCCUCUUUGUGUUCCUAAUGGACAGGAAUGUGUUAGACACGUUAGCUGUAGCUGCAUUUCCUCAGAGCUCAGUUGGACUCUUUUAUUCCUCUGCAGCUGUCUAAUGCUGACAUGGGCUGAAGAGGUAAUACUGACAGAGUGUUCCUGCACUUAAAUGGAAAUAAUAGUUGCCCUCAGGGACGUUAUGUUGUAAGGUAAAGAGCUAACAGUGUUAUAGAGAGAAAGCCAGUGAUCCAAGAAAGAAACUCGCCUUUUUCUACAUAAAAAAACCUCCAGGAGGGACGCCAUCUGUCCAGACUGGAUGGGCUGUGGGGGGAAAUCAAGACCACAGAAAGACAGCAAACCACAAUCAAGACAAAGCACAACAUACGGAAGAGAGUAGACAACGAUGUCAUCUCACACAAUAGUGGCUUCUAGUGUCGUAAAAACGGAGGACACCCUCUAAGGUUGUACGUAUCAGGACAUAAUAAAAAAAAUCUUGUCCAGACCAGGUUCUGAUUUAUUUAAAUACAAGCUCAAAUGGACAGCAAUGCAUGACCUAUUACACUGUGUCAUUGUUUAUUUAAGAAAAACGGAGUCAAAUCUAAGAACACCUUAACUGCUUAUAGCAUCAUUUUCUGUCUAAAUGUAUCAGUCUUUCCUAAAGUCCCUCCACAGCAUUUUAAUGAGGGUGAGGUCUGGACUUUGGCCCAGGGCAGCACCUUGAUUUUUUUUUCUUUUUUCCAGUUAUUCUGUUGCAGAUUUGCUGCUCUGCUUGGGAUCCCUGUCUGUUGAAUGACUCUGUUUUGACCAAGCUUUAGCUCUCAGACAGUUGACUUCACGUUUGACUCUUGAAUAAUUUUUUAUUGAAGAGUUUUUAGUUUUUAUUUGGGUCUGCAAAACAAGCCCCAAUCAUCUCCCCUCCACCCAUGUGCUGCGGGUGUGUAUGAGCUGUUUGUGCUGAGAUGCUGCGUUUGUUUUUUGCCAAAGGUGGUGCUGUGCGUUUUGGCGAAACAUCUGCAUUUUGGUCGAGUCCGUCCAAAGUGCAUCGUUCCACAAAUCAUAUUUCUUUUUUUAGACAGACGAUGCUUUCUCCUGGAAACAUUUCCAAUCAAGCCGUACUUGUUCAGUCUUUUUCUAGAAUAGAAUAGAACGCCUUUAUUGUCACUAUACGGUUGUACAAUGAGAUUCUAAUUGUACUGUCAUGAACUUUAACAUUAAACAAGCUAACUUACGCCUCUGGAAUCUGAGGUGUAGCUCUUGGGUGUCUUUGCAGUUUCUCUGACCUUGGGGGUGAAUUUGCUGGGGGUCCCCUCCCAGGAAAACUGGGAACUCUUUUGGAUGUUUUCCACUUGUGAAUGAUUUUUCUCACUGCAGAAUGAUGGAGUUUAAAUUGUUCAAAAACAUCCAUAUACCAUUUAGAGGUUAUAGAAGCAUAACUAAGGCUCACCUGAUCCAUCUUUAACUGUAAGAUCAAUAACGAACGUUUUAAGGCUAAUAUUAAAAGUCGGGAUGGUGUCUGUUUCCUGAGUCAAACCUGAUGGCUGAAUGUUUACAUCCCGUUGUACGUUUAAAAGCUUAUGUAUGGAAAAGGAUUUUAAAUGAAAUUAAAUAUUUCAUAGCAAGCCGAUGAAGAAAUGUAAGAGAAAUAUAAUCCGUGUUCUACUUGUGUCCAGUGUAUGUGUGAUGUAUGUAGGAUCGGCAUAAAGUGGCCUUAAGGUUCAAAGUAUUACAUUAAGCUAAUUAAGCUAAUACUUAAUGUAAAAAAAACAGUUGUGUAUAUUUCAUGACAGGGAUUGACGUCAUUUACAUUUACCCAGUAAAUAAAAUAAUAGUAAUAAGUAAGUAAUAAGUAAUAAAAUGUAAUUACACAUCAAACAAGCAACAAUCCAAGCAGAGUUAAUGAAUCAGCUUAAUGUUUUGGCACAUUAACGUAACACUCUUAUUUUAGAGUUUCCAUUAGCUUAACAACGUCUCUCUGUUUAUUCUGCCCGUCGUUAAUGAGUUUUUCACAUUCUGGUGCUGUUUUCUCCCCGAGUUUAAGAAGUGAAACAUACAUUUAAAGUUUCAUGGCUACAGCGGGUCAAAUCAAAGAUGGGCGAUUCCAGGUCGCACACGCGCCCGUCACCUGAAGCUCAUGUGGGUCAUGUGAUGAAUACAAGCUGCUCACGGUCAGACCUGACGCUGGCUCUCGAGGACUGUAUGGUCGCCCUGGAUCUGUUCCUCAGAAACGACUUUGAAGAGGCGCAGGCCCGGCUCAAAUGCAGAAACAAAGACAGCAUGUACCACGCUCUGACCUAUGCCACCAUUCUAGAAAUGCAGGCCAUGAUGACCUUCGACCCUCAACACAUCCUAGUUGCAGGGAACACCAUGAAGGAGGCACAGGCUAUCUGCCAGCGGCACCGCAAGAAGUCUUCCUUUUCAAAAACCUUCACAGAAGAGGAGCUCCAUGCUGAAGUUUGUUACGCCGAGUGUCUCCUCCAGAGGGCAGCGCUCACCUUCCUUCAGGAUGAAAACAUGAUCAGUUUUAUCAAAGGGGGAAUCAAAGUGAGGAACAGUUAUCAGACUUACAAAGAGCUUCACACGGUCCUGCAGUCCUCUGGAUACACUCACGGUGACAACCAUGGGCAUUUUGAGGGUGGCGUUAAACUGGGAGUAGGAGCUUUUAAUCUAAUGAUUUCCAUGUUGCCUACACGAACACUCAAGCUGCUGGAGUUUGUCGGUUUCUCUGGUAAUAAGGAGUUUGGUCUCCAGCAGCUUCAAGAGGGCUCGGUAGAAAGCACAUUCAGGUCCUUCCUGUGCAACAUGCUUCUCCUCUGUUAUCACACAUUCAUGAGCUUCAUACUAGGCACUGGAGAAGGAGACGUUGAGGAUGCAGAAAAACUGCUGGAGCCAUAUCUUAAAAAAUACCCCAAGGGAUCCAUCUUUUUGUUCUUUGCUGGUCGGAUAGAAGAGAUCAAAGGCAACCUGGAUGCUGCUAUCAUGCGUUUUGAGGAGUGCUGCGAGGCUCAGCAGCAGUGGAAGCAGUUCCAUCACAUGUGCUACUGGGAGCUGAUGUGGUGCUUCACAUACAAAAGGCACUGGAAGAUGGCCUACUUCUACGCUGACCUGCUCAGCAAGGAGAACUCAUGGUCCAAGGCUACCUAUGCAUAUAUGAAAGCAGCCUACCUCAGUAUGCUGACUAAGGAUGACUGCCUAACCUUUGGGGAGACAGCACUUACUCUGUUCAGGCAGGUCCCCGGGCUUAAGCAGAAAAUAGCAGGAAAGUCUUUACCAACGGAGAAGUUUGCUAUCAGGAAAGCCCGCCGCUACCUGGCAGAAAAUCCCGUACCUCUUCCUGCUCCUCCGCUGGAGAUGAUGUACAUCUGGAACGGUUAUACAGUCAUUGGCAAACACAAAGACUUAACUGAAGGCAUGCUGAAAACACUGGAUGAGGCACAGGCUCAACUUGAAAGUCUACCAAGAUCGGAGUUCUCCAUAGAUGAUCAGUGUUUGCUGAGCCUCUUGAAGGGACUGUGUCUCAAACACUUGGGUCACCACGAGGAGGCAGAGCACUACUUUACCCUCGUCCUCUGCAAUGAAACUCAGAUCAAGUAUGACCACUACCUGGUACCCAAUGCCCUGCUGGAACACGGUCUGCUGUGUCUGCAGCAAGGGCGAAAAGAUGACGCUAUCAAACUCCUAGAAACAGCAAAGCAAAAUUACAAAAACUACUCGAUGGAAUCACGGACACACUUUCGUAUACAGGCUGCUUUGCACAAGGCCAAAGGCAGCGGGGAGAACGGUAUCCAUGUGCCCUCCAGCCCAUAACAAACAGAAGACGGCACACUAAGGAGAGACCGCAUUUGUCUCCUACAGUCUCAUCAUGCCAACACACAGACCAGGACAGACCUGAUUAUUAGGGAAUAAUUUGUUAGUUUUCAUCAAGAGGCUAGGGGAAGAGGCUUUUUCUCAUGUGUGCCACCCUUACAGGCAACCGCAGCUCUGACUGGUUUCGGUGGAUUUGCCCUCUUCCAGAGAUAUAUCCCCAUGAACUUUACUUCCUUCUGAUUUAAAAUGGAGACUAAUUAUGAAAUGUGCCUAUAUUUAUAAAACAUUGCUUCUAGUGGGGUCGUCUGUCUAGCACUGUGGCCACCUGUAAGUGGCGCACUGGAGUACAAAACAAAAUCAGAUUUAUUUGGUGUAUAUUCUAAGUUGCCUCUGCUAAUACCCCUAGGGUAAAACAUUCCCGGUGCAGAGUACUGAGUCUGCAAAUUGAUGGAGGCAGGGUACCAAACAACCUUUAUAGAAAUGACUGACACUAGCUUCUCCAAGUCAUUUGAUCUGGCUGCUGCAGAGUUGUCCAUUUUUGUGUAAAAUAUAAAGGAGCGAUUAUUUAAAAAUAAAAAUGACACACAGUGAUGUUUUGUUAAGUCCCUGAGAACUAGGACAUUCCUUGUAAUUGGUUACUGAUCAGCAGUAUAAUCAAAAAUGAUAUGUUGUUUAAAUUUUUACACUACACUUUGGUUUAUUCUGUUUGUCAGAGAGAAUGAGCGUUUUAUUGUGCAUUUGCCUUUUUUCUCCUUUUUCUGAAACAUAUUACAUCAAUGGUAGGCACAAAUGUAUUUUGUGAGAUAGCUCUCUUCAAGUCUCCCUCUGAAGAGAUGAUCAAAUCUAAAAUCCUGUUUUUAUUUAUAGUUGCAUUUUAUGCCUUUUUGCACAGAGCUUUGGAAGUCAGCUAAAUAUGCAACCUCUCCAGAGCAAAAGAAAAAAAAUGCCUCUAAGACUUCCUCUAAGACAUUUAUAUACUGUAAAUGGCACCUUUUACACAAGUUGUCCCGUUUUAAGAGGACAGAUGAAUGUGUCUUUUAGAAAGGCAGACUCCCUUCUUUUCUCCUCCUGGUGUGUGGGACGGCCUCCAGCAGUACUUGAGCUCGAACAAAUGGGCCUUUCACGGUGAGCAGCGAAGUGCUGCGUGCUUGUCCGCCUGCUGCAUCUUUAGUAGGUGAAGGAGCUCAGAAGCAUUGCAACCACCACAGUCUUCCUGCUUCAGGAUCAUCUUGUGCUGCUCUUGUAUAUUACAUUGCUUGCCCAGAACCAUCUAUUGAAGCACUUGGACGUUGUAAUCACAUCCUGUAUAUAGUAAUCUGUUUAUGGAUAAAUAGGGGUCACCUCUAACAUGGUUGGUGGUUAGGUUAUUGGAAAGGGUGUAUACUUGCAAUAGUGAGUAUAAAAACAGAAAUAAACUUGAACUCACAUGUUGUCUCAAGUGUUGGAAUUAGAGCAGUAGAGCACUGUUGUUUUAUUCAUGAUUAGAGUUAGGUUUAGGAUUUAAGAUGGCUUGGAGUUCUUUUUUUCUAAUGGUGAAGGAAAUGCAUUUUUAUUGUUCUAACAGCAGCUGCUCUCCAGAAUAUUCCCAAAACCACUCAUGUCUUACUUUCAAAUAACAUUAUUUUCAUUUUUUGCCCUUUGGGUUUACAACUGCAGUCAAAUUCUAACUAAUGUAGUGGCAUUAUCUGCAUAUUUUACUGGGCAUGGCUACCAAAAUUACGGAAUGACAUUCCUGUACAUACUGAAUGUUUCCGUUGUAAUUCAAAAUGUUGAAAAGCAACUACAAAUCCAA